Messenger RNA from Melospiza melodia melodia, 5449 nucleotides. RefSeq names its product fibroblast growth factor receptor 3 (gene FGFR3). Gene Ontology annotation, cellular component: signaling receptor complex; plasma membrane. Gene Ontology annotation, molecular function: fibroblast growth factor binding; ATP binding; fibroblast growth factor receptor activity. The record is from RefSeq and is a predicted model, not a curated record. The coding region runs from base 1 to 2502 and encodes 833 amino acids. Gene Ontology annotation, biological process: positive regulation of cell population proliferation; protein phosphorylation; fibroblast growth factor receptor signaling pathway. The transcript has 17 exons. NCBI's taxonomy places the organism in Eukaryota, Metazoa, Chordata, Aves, Passeriformes, Passerellidae.
AUGUCUGAGGCGGGCGGUGCGGCGGCGGCGGCCGCGCUGCCCCGGCGCCGCUCCGGAGGCAUGCGGGCGGCCUGGGGCUCCGUCUGGUGCCUGUGCCUGGCGGCGGCCGUCGGCGGGAUGCCGGCGGCACGGCGACAAGGCGGCGGCAAGGCGGCGACGAGGAGCGGCGGGCAACCGGCAGAAUACUUGAGGAGCGAGACCGCCUUUCUGGAAGAGCUGGUGUUUGGAAAUGGAGAUACCAUUGAACUUUCCUGCAACACCCAAGGCUCUUCUGUGUCUGUUUUCUGGUUUAAAGAUGGUAUUGGAAUUGCACCUACCAACAGAACUCAUAUUGGACAAAAACUGUUGAAGAUAAUCAAUGUGUCAUAUGAUGACUCAGGGCUGUACAGUUGCAAGCCAAGGCAUUCCAAUGAGGUCCUGGGAAACUUUACAGUCAGAGUUACAGAUUCCCCUUCGUCAGGUGAUGAUGAGGAUGACGAUGAUGAGUCAGAAGAUACAGGUGUCCCCUUCUGGACCCGGCCAGAUAAGAUGGAGAAGAAGCUGCUGGCAGUUCCCGCCGCCAACACCGUUCGCUUCCGAUGCCCGGCGGGUGGAAAUCCAACCCCUUCCAUCUACUGGCUGAAAAAUGGCAAGGAGUUCAAAGGGGAGCACAGGAUUGGGGGCAUUAAGCUGCGCCACCAGCAGUGGAGCCUGGUGAUGGAGAGCGUCGUGCCGUCAGACCGAGGGAAUUACACCUGUGUCGUGGAGAACAAAUAUGGCAACAUCAGGCACACCUACCAGCUCGAUGUGCUAGAAAGGUCACCCCACCGACCAAUCCUGCAAGCAGGGCUCCCUGCCAACCAGACUGUGGUGGUGGGGAGCAAUGUGGAAUUUCACUGCAAGGUCUACAGCGAUGCCCAGCCUCACAUCCAGUGGCUGAAACACGUGGAAGUCAAUGGCAGCAAGUACGGACCCGAUGGAACCCCCUAUGUGACAGUGCUGAAGUCUUGGAUCAGUAAAAACGCUGAAGCCGAUGCUAACCUAAAUCUGUUCAAUGUGACAGAACAAGAUGAAGGAGAAUAUCUGUGUAGAGCCAACAAUUUCGUAGGCAUAGCCGAAAAGCCAUUUUGGCUCCACAUUCGCAAACCAAAACCAGCCGAGGAGCUCAUGGAGAUGGAUGAUUCGGGCUCAGUGUACACUGGCAUUCUCAGUUAUGGCACUGGCUUUUUCCUCCUUCUCCUGGUGCUGGUCUUGGUGAUUGUCUGGAGGAUGAAAAUGCCAAACAAAAAAGCCAUGAACACCCCCACUGUUCAGAAAGUCUCCAAAUUCCCACUCAAGAGACAGGUAACAGUGUCGCUGGAGUCCAACUCUUCCAUGAAUUCCAACACGCCGCUGGUCCGGAUCACGCGCCUCUCCUCCAGCGACGGGCCCAUGCUGGCCAACGUCUCCGAGCUGGAACUGCCUCCAGAUCCCAAGUGGGAAUUGACACGCUCUCGCCUGACCCUGGGGAAGCCGCUUGGCGAGGGCUGCUUUGGCCAAGUGGUGAUGGCAGAAGCCAUUGGGAUUGAUAAGGACAAGCCAAACAAGGCCAUCACAGUUGCUGUCAAGAUGCUGAAAGAUGAUGCCACAGACAAAGACCUUUCUGACCUGGUCUCUGAGAUGGAAAUGAUGAAAAUGAUUGGGAAGCACAAAAACAUUAUUAACCUCCUCGGUGCCUGCACACAGGAUGGACCACUCUACGUGUUGGUGGAAUACGCGUCAAAGGGGAACUUGCGGGAAUACCUCAGGGCACGGCGCCCACCUGGCAUGGACUAUUCCUUUGACACCUGCAAGCUGCCCGAGGAGCAGCUGACCUUUAAGGACCUGGUUUCCUGUGCCUACCAGGUGGCACGGGGCAUGGAGUACUUGGCAUCUCAGAAGUGCAUUCAUCGCGACUUGGCAGCCAGGAACGUGUUAGUCACUGAAGAUAAUGUGAUGAAAAUUGCUGAUUUUGGCCUCGCUAGAGACGUUCACAACAUUGACUAUUACAAGAAAACCACCAAUGGUCGGCUGCCUGUGAAAUGGAUGGCUCCAGAAGCCUUGUUUGACCGGGUCUACACUCACCAGAGCGAUGUCUGGUCUUUUGGAGUGCUACUAUGGGAGAUCUUCACUUUGGGAGGGUCUCCAUACCCAGGAAUUCCUGUUGAGGAACUCUUCAAGCUCUUGAAGGAAGGCCAUCGGAUGGACAAACCUGCAAACUGCACCCAUGAUUUGUACAUGAUCAUGCGGGAGUGCUGGCAUGCCGUCCCCUCGCAGCGACCCACCUUCAAGCAGCUGGUGGAAGACCUGGACAGGGUCCUCACUGUGACAUCCACCGAUGAGUACCUGGACCUCUCAGUGCCCUUCGAGCAGUACUCACCGGCCGGGCAGGACACCCACAGCACCUGCUCCUCAGGGGAUGACUCGGUCUUUGCACAUGAUCUGCUGCCUGAUGAGCCCUGCCUGCCCAAGCACCAGCCCUGCAAUGGCGUCAUCCGGACGUGAGCACCCCUGGGCACGUGGACAGACAGACGGACAGACGGGCGGGUGGGCAUUGUGCCCGUGGAGGCACGAGUGCAGGGCGCCGAGUGUGAAACCGUACUGAAGGAUCUUCCAGUGGAACUAUGUGAUGGUGCCUGGAGAUUUAUGUUGUUGACAAGCUGUUCAGGGUAAAAAGAAAAAAAAGAAAAAAAAAAGACACUUUUUUUUUCCAUCAAUUUUUUUUUUUUUAAAUUUUUUUUUCCCCCUAUUGCUGUAUGAAAAGUCAAGAAGCACUGUUUGGCCUGAAGGAACUAAUCUCUUGCCAAGAUGAUCUAUCCUAGAUGAUUUUUUGUUUGUUUGUUUGGUUGGUUGGUUUUUUUUUGUUUACUUUCCAUUUUGUUAGGGAUUUUUCCUUUACUAAGGAGAAUGUUGAACCUGGGGGAUGCUGACCUCCCAGCCUCCGCGUUCCGAGUGCCACAGUAACCGUUCUGUGCCUGCAAUACGAAGAAAAGAGAAAAAGAAAACUUCCUUUAAAAAAAAAACAAAAAAAAAGUGUCAAGAAUGUGGAAAUUCUUCGCUUAUGCAAUCUGUACAUGAACCUUUUUGGUGGAGCUGAAAAGCCACGUUGCCUGCAGGGAUUCAUAUAUUUAUAAAAAUAUCUAUAUUUUUGUUGUCGUCGUUUUUAUAGCUUCACGAUCAUACUACCCAGCUACAUAGAAGGAAUCCUUUCUGGAAGAAGAGAGAACAAAGCUAAGUAAAAUGCAAAUUUGUCAUGGAGAAAUGAAAGUAAAAAUGGUGAAAAAGAGAUGGUCAAGUCAUCUGAAGUGUCAGCGCCUUGGCCCUUGCACGGGGCUGGGAGCGACGGGUCGGUGCCAGGGCAGGAGCAGAGCCCAGGGAUGGCAGAGACCUGUGGGGUCCCUGGGGAGCAGAGCAUCACACCCUGACCUUUGAGACCAGCCAGCUGGGGGGGAAAAAAGGAAUAAAUCUCAUUUUUGGGGUUUGCCUGUUCUUGCUUGCCAGGGGUGAGUGGGGGGAGCAGCUCCUCCAUGCACCCCUCAUGGCCAGAGGUUUGGCUCCAUCUACAUGCAGUGACUUGGAGAAAGAAGUUACGGGUACCUGUAGGCAAGAGCCUUUAACUUAUAUCAAAAAGGUUUAUUCCAGAGAAUCUGUGUAUAUAUCUAUAAAUAUAUCGUGUAUAUAUAUAAAUAAAUAUAUUGAAAGAAAAGAAUGUAUAAUACUAAUGCAACGUAAAGCAGUACUGAGAGAGAGUCUCAAAAUACGAGCAUUGCAAUCUAGGAUAUACUGAUCUGGGCAAAAGAAAAGAUGUUUUUGAUUGUCUGUUUUGUAUCUUCACAGUUUUGUUUUAAAAAUUGUACCUUAACAUGUAUAUUUGUAAAGUUAUUUAUAGACAUUAACAUAUCUGUUCAUUGGUUUAAAUAGCAUAGCGUUACUGUAAACUUUAAAUUUCACCAAACUUAAGGGUGUUUUUUUUAACUUAUUAAAAUGGAGAAAAAAUAUAUUAAUCAAGUUUUUUCUUUGUGUUUAUGGGAAAUAUUGAAAGAAUGUAUAGAUGUACAGUCCUUUAACAAAUUACAUUUAAUGUUAUAAAUAUAUAUAUGUAUUCAUUAAAAAAAUAUUAGUUUAUCCUGGAUUGCAGUGAGCAAAGGUAAGUUUAUUUUUCAAUACAUCACCAGUGGUUAAAACCAAACAAAUAGCAGCAGAGAGAUGAUUUUUACGCAUUUCAGAAAAACAGGGCCAAGAAUUCUUCCAUCAGUUUAACCACUGUGCAUUAAGGGGGUGUGGGUGUUUAUUUUUCUAUUUUCAAAUGAAGGUAUUCUUUGUGGUCAAUUUAAUAACAAGUAUGCAGCAAAGUGAAAUGUUGACUUUGGAUGGUGCAGGGUAGGUUUUUUUCUCUCCCCUUUGCCAGUACUGUUGUAUUUUGGGCUUCAGAAAUGCCAUGUGAGCAAAAUAGUGACACUGUUUGCAGGAGAGCUGCUACAGCUGCAUAUUUCUUUUGCAUCUAACACAUGGGAAAGUGCCAGUGAUGCCUGAUUUUUGGUGUUUAGAAUGCUAUGCUGUUUUGUUCCUCAACACCAGAUAGCUGUGUAAAAGCACAGGAGUGACCUAAAGAAUGUUAGCAUGGAUCAAGCUGACGGUGGAAGAUGUUUGGGCUGAGGAUUUUUUGUGGGUGGGUUGUUGUUUUUUUUUUUUUGUCCAGAAGACUUCUUUAUGUACUACCAGAAGAGGCAAAGCAAAUUACAGCCUGAAUUCUUUCUUUUCAUUUUUCUCUGGUGCAUAUUGCAUAUCAGUGUUUCAGAAUAACAGAAUGACAGCAUCUCAUUGAAAGAUUUUUUUUCUUCUUAGAGCCACAGAAUCCUUAUCCUAAAAUAAAUAAUUUAUAGUUUGAGGUUACUUCAGUGGAAGUUUGAGAAGGUAGAUUUCUAUAGAUUUUUGUUUUGUUGGAAUAAAAAAAAAAGAAUUUUUUGGUAUUUUCUUACAAAUGUCUGCUAAUUGUGUACAUUCCAAGUACUCGAAGCAAAGAGUUUUCCUGUACUGAAAAAAGAAAAUGUACAAAACUGUGCAUGGUUUUAAAUGUUACUAGAUAUUAUAAAUAUAUAUAUAAUUUAUUGAGUUUUUACAAGAUGUAUCUGUUGUAGACUUGUUGACUUUAACAUUUCUUAUUCAAUGCUUAUAUAGUUUUAUAGCCUGGACUAUUAUCUUUAAAAGCUUAAAAAAAAUUAAAAGUUCCAAUUUUGUUACAUUUUAUACUGUUGAUGUUACAAUCCACAGGUUUGCAUAGUGUGAUUUUUUGCAAUGAGCAACUCUGUUCAGUUUAUUUUAAUACUGUACUUCUGUGCCUGACAGCUGCAGCUGUCAAAGGUGUGAGAUGAACACUAAAUAAAACUAUUCUGCUUUUGUUAACAUGGGAAACUUACUUCUACCAAAAAAAAUAAAUAAACAAGUUGAUAAA